AUGGAGGUAUUUGUGUCAUUACAGCUGCUCCUGCUUUAUCACAAAGUAUUUAAGGCUCACAUUGUGAAGUGUAGGAUAAGAGACCUAGACCCACCCAUCCAAGAGUAUCACCAAUCAGGAGACCUCUUUGUUGGUGGUAUUGCUUCUCAGAGUUUCAACAUGAAUCCCAUAAAAUUCACUGAAUACCCCCGGUUUGCAUUGGCGGAUGAGCUCGUUACCAUACCUAAGCAUUACCAGCACAUGCUGGCCUUGGAAUACGCUGUAAAGGAGAUCAAUGAAAAUCCAGCAAUCUUACCCAAUGUCACCUUGGGCUUUCAAAUCUACGACAGCUAUUUCAGUGCUAAGCCGACUUAUCAUGCCAUAAUUCAACUGAUGUCCACUCCAAAGUUGUCUGUUCCUAACUUCAAAUGUGACGUCCAGAAUAAUCUGCUAGCCAUCAUUGGGGGAUUGGACUCCAAGACCUCUCUCGAUGUGGCAGCAAUGCUGGACAUCUAUAAGAUUCCACAGCUGAUGUACGGCUUUGCUCCACUGAUGAAGGAUACAAAUCCAGGACUCUCCUUCUACCAGAUGUACCCUAAUGAAGCCCUCCAGCAUGCAGGGAUUCUCUCCUUACUACUGCACUUCAAAUGGACGUGGAUUGGGGUCCUUGUUAUGGAUGAUGACAUGGGAGAAAGCAUUGUGCGGACUGUACUUCCACUGUUUUCCAAGCAUGGUGUCUGUUUUGCCUUCAUACUUAGAAGCCCCAGAUCAAUGUUCCUCACAGAAUAUCAGGACAUGGUUCAACAGGGUUCAGAAAUAUAUGAAGAAAUAAUGAAUAGCAAAGCCAACGUAUUUGUGGCAUUUGGCCAUUCAUACAGUAUCAAUGAUCUGAGAUGGUUGGCGUACCUGUCACACUGGGGACGUAUCCCAUGGAAAACAAAAGGUAAAGUGUGGAUACUGACAGCCCAGAUGGAUUUCACUUCUUACGUUUAUCAAAGGGAUUGGGAUACAGACAUGAUCCAUGGCACUCUGGCCUUUGCCAUACAUUCCACUCAUCUUCCAGGAUUUCAGAAAUUUGUUGAGAACAGAAACCCUUCCAACGCAAAAGGUGAUGGUUUUAUAUGGAACUUCUGGCGCAAUGCCUUUAACUGUGUAUUCCCAAAUCAAGUUCAGGGUGAAGUGAUGGAUGGUAAUUGCACGGGGCAAGAGACGUUGGAAAGCCUUCAUGGAUCUUUUUUUGAAAUCAGUAUGACUAGCCACAGCUAUAGUAUUUACAAUGCUGUCUAUGCUGUGGCCCAUGCUACACAUGCCAUGCACCAGACAAAGCACAGAACAACGGUAAAGCGUUUGACUCUUCUGGAUCAAAACCAAUGGCAGCUCCACUAUUUCCUUAGAAAUAUUGAAUUUAACAACAGUGCUGGGGAAAAAAUUUCAUUGAACAAGAAUGGGGAGUUAAUAGCUGGAUUUGAUAUUGAGAACUGGAUUAUUUCCUCAAACCAAUCCUUUCACAGAGUGAAACUUGGCAGGAUGGAUCUCCAGGAUCCCCAGGCUCAUUUCCAACAAGCAUUCACCAUCAAUGAUAAAGACAUCAUAUGGCCACAAUGGUUUAACCAGACAAAGCCAAGUUCUGUAUGUAGUAAGAAUUGCCACCCUGGCUAUAGCAAGAUAGUGAAAGAGGGGGAACCAUUUUGUUGUUACACUUGCCUGCCAUGUCCGUAUGGAAAGAUAUCGGACCAAAAGGACCUUGAUGAUUGCUAUCAGUGUUCAGAGGAAAAGUAUCCGAGCAAAAACCAGGAUUUGUGUAUUCCCAAGAACAUCAGCUUUCUUUCGUACGAAGAACCAUUGGGGAUGAGUUUAGCUUUUUUUGCUCUUUCGUUCUCCUUGAUCACUUCUCUGAUUCUCAGAACAUUUAAGAAAUUUCAAAGUACUCCCAUCGUCAAAGCCAACAAUCGGAGCCUCACCUACAUUCUUCUCAUCUCUCUUCUGCUCUGCUUCCUUUGCACUUUGCUGUUCAUUGGCCGCCCAGAGAAUGUGACCUGUCUGCUCCGCCAAACGGCCUUCGGCAUCAUUUUUUCUGUGGCUAUUUCUUGUGUGCUGGCCAAAACAAUUACUGUGGUGCUGGCUUUCAUGGCCACCAGGCCAGGAUCCAGGAAGAGGAAAUGGGUGCGUGAAAGUCUGGCCAAUUCAACUGUGUUUUCCUGUUCCCUCAUGCAAGCAGGCAUUUGUACUUUCUGGCUAGCCAUGUCUCCUCCAUUCCCGGAUGCUGACAUGCACUCUGUGACUGAAGAAAUUGUCCUAGAAUGUAAUGAAGGGUCUGUGAUCCUGUUUUGCUGUGUCUUGGCUUACAUGGGAUUCCUGGCCCUUUUGAGCUUCACUGUGGCUUUCUUUGCUAGGAAACUCCCCGAUGCUUUCAAUGAAGCCAAAUUCAUCACCUUCAGCAUGCUGGUCUUUUGCAGUGUGUGGUUAUCCUUUGUUCCAGCCUACUUGAGCACAAAGGGAAAAUAUAUGGUGGCUGUGGAAAUCUUCUCCAUCUUAGCUUCCAGUGCUGGGAUGCUGAGUUUAAUUUUUUUCCCUAAAUGCUUUAUAAUUUUGUUGAGGCCUGAGUUAAACAAAAAGGAAAUAUUAAUAAGGGGUAAAGCACAAAGUACACAAGUGUAA
Molecule: messenger RNA, 2637 nt
Organism: Gekko japonicus
Lineage: Eukaryota; Metazoa; Chordata; Lepidosauria; Squamata; Gekkonidae
Product: vomeronasal type-2 receptor 26-like
Exons: 6
Coding region: 1-2637 (878 amino acids)
Biological process (GO): G protein-coupled receptor signaling pathway
Cellular component (GO): membrane
Molecular function (GO): G protein-coupled receptor activity
Source: RefSeq, a predicted model, not a curated record